Messenger RNA from Synchiropus splendidus (mandarinfish), 1303 nucleotides. It is a transcript of the gene foxq1a, whose product is annotated as forkhead box Q1a. Lineage: Eukaryota; Metazoa; Chordata; Actinopteri; Syngnathiformes; Callionymidae. Gene Ontology annotation, biological process: cell differentiation; regulation of transcription by RNA polymerase II; anatomical structure morphogenesis. Gene Ontology annotation, molecular function: RNA polymerase II cis-regulatory region sequence-specific DNA binding; DNA-binding transcription factor activity, RNA polymerase II-specific. The coding region runs from base 10 to 726 and encodes 238 amino acids. The transcript has a single exon. The record is from RefSeq and is a predicted model, not a curated record.
GCGAGGAGCAUGAAAUUGGAGGUGCUGUGCGGGAAGAUGAGCAGGACGUCCAGUGACGUGGGGUUCCGCUCUCCUCUCUCGGCUGAAGAGGAGUUGGGCUCCGACGGAGACUGCGUGGCGCAUAGUUAUCCACCUGUUUCUCCGUGCGUAAAGUCAAAGCCAUACACAAGGAGACCCAAACCUCCGUUCUCCUAUAUCGCCCUGAUCGCCAUGGCCAUCCGGGACUCAUCCACAGGCCGCCUGACUCUGGCGGAGAUCAACGACUAUCUGGCGAAGAAGUUCCCUUUCUUCAGAGGAAGCUACAGCGGCUGGAGGAACUCCGUGCGCCACAACUUGUCCCUUAACGAUUGCUUCAUCAAAGUACUUCGCGAUCCAUCCAGACCCUGGGGGAAGGACAAUUUUUGGAUGUUGAACCCUCACAGUGAAUACACGUUUGCGGACGGCGUGUUCCGGCGCCGGAGGAAGCGCAUUCAUCAAAUAUUCUCCGGACCAUCGGAGGGGUCGCUGCGCAAGGACCAGCCUCUGAUCACCUCCGAAACAGCCAGAACUGAAAACGGGACUAGAUUCAUCAGUUCGUUUUCUAUCGACAGCAUCCUCAGCAGGCCUUUUGACAGAGACUCAUCGGCCCGGCCUACUUUCAAGAAUCUGCGCGGCGUCGAACUGGCGCAUCCUCCACCUGCCUAUCUUCCGAUGGCUCAAAACCCGUGGUCUCAUGUGGACACUUGAAAGAGGAUGUUGUUCACCAGAGGGUCAGAGUUCGACAUUAAACAAGGACUUCAUGGUUUGAAUUAUUAUUAUUAUUAUUAUCAUUAUUAUUAUACUUGAAUAUAUACACGAUGUAAAUGUUACCGAAAUGAACUGUGAUGCACUGUAGCUUUUAAUCUGGUGUUUGAAUAAAAGCUUUUGUCAUGGUUCGUUUUCCCCAACUGUUGCGUGACAGAGAGCGAAAAAGAGUUCAAGUAAGGUACAUAUUCAAUUUAAUUAAAAAUGUAUUGUGUGCGUAAGAGUAUGGCGUGGAACAUUGUGUUCCACAAACAAUAAGUAACUCAAAAAUAAUAAUAUAAUAAUCUUUAUUAUCGUUAUUGUCAUUAUGAUUAAUAUUAUUAUUGUUAUUAUUAUUAUUAUUUCCAGUUGCUUUCAUUCAGGUUAAUAUCAAUUUCCUUUCCAUGGAUGUGGAUGAGGACAGAGCGUCGUGGGAGGGGAUUCGUUUUUGCUUGAGUGUCCUGCUUCAAGUCUGAUUCAGGCCACAUGGGGAAGGGGCAGUUUCUCCGAGGGAAUAUUAGGAGUACAUCAGCAGAGACGA